Molecule: messenger RNA, 1464 nt
Organism: Camellia sinensis
Lineage: Eukaryota; Viridiplantae; Streptophyta; Magnoliopsida; Ericales; Theaceae
Source: RefSeq, a predicted model, not a curated record
AUUGAAGAGUAAACUUGCCCCAAAGAUAUACGGCCCACCAGAAUCGGCAAUCACCAAAGAGCUAAUUGAGCGACAGAUCAGAGGGUUCAUGACCCUUGAAGAGGCCUUGCAAACAAAGAAGCUAUUUAUGCUGGAUUACCAUGACUUGUUGUUACCUUAUGUGAACAAAGUAAGAGAGUGCAAAGGGACAACACUGUAUGGGUCGAGGACUCUUCUUCUUAACACCUGAUGGCACCUUGAGGCCUUUAGCCAUAGAGCUGACUCGGCCACCGGUAGACGGCAAGCCUCAGUGGAAGCAAGUGUUCACACCUACCGGGGAUGCUACUGGUUGCUGGCUUUGGAGGCUUGCCAAGGUUCAUGCCCUUGCUCAUGACUCUGGUUAUCACCAGUUAGUCAGUCACUGGCUAAGAACUCACUGCAUGACAGAGCCUUACAUAAUUGCGAGCAACAGGCAACUUAGUGCAAUGCACCCGAUUUACAAGCUAUUGCACCCUCAUUUUCGGUACACAAUGGAGAUCAAUGCUUUGGCUCGACAAGCCCUCAUUAAUGCUGGUGGAAUUAUUGAGACUUGCUUCUCACCCAAAAAGUACUCUAUCGAGCUUAGUUCUGUUGCCUAUGAUCAACAGUGGCGUUUCGAUCUCCAAGCACUACCGACUGACUUAAUUAGCAGGGGAAUGGCUGUGGAGGAUCCAACAGCUCUGCAUGGCCUAAGGCUAACCAUUGAGGACUACCCUUUCGCGAAUGAUGGUCUGCUAGUUUGGGAUGCCAUAAAGCAAUGGGUUACAGACUAUGUCAAACACUAUUACCUAGAUGCAAGCUUUGUACAGUCUGACAAAGAGCUUCAAGCAUGGUGGACAGAAAUCCGAACAGUAGGUCAUGGUGACAAGAAAGACGAAACAUGGUGGCCAGUGUUGAAAACCCCACAAGAUCUAAUCGGAAUUCUCACAACUAUGAUCUGGGUAACAUCCGGUCACCAUUCAGCUGUCAACUUCGGGCAAUAUAUCUAUGCAGGUUAUUUCCCCAAUAGGCCUACCAUUGCGCGAACCAAAAUGCCUACUGAAGAUCCAACUGAUGAAGAGUGGAAGUGUUUCAUCAACAACCCUGAAGUUGCCCUCUUGAUGUGCUUUCCUUCUCAAAUUCAAGCUACAAAAGUCAUGGCUGUUUUGGAUGUGUUAUCUAAUCAUUCAACGGAUGAAGAGUAUCUCGGUAAGGACAUGGAGGCAUCAUGGAUAGAAAAUCCAAUUAUAAAGGCGGCAUUUGAACGGUUUAAUGGGAAAUUGAAGGAGCUAGAAGGAGUCAUUGAUCGUAGGAAUGUUGAUAAGAACUUGAAGAAUAGAUGUGGAGCUGGUGUGGUUCCUUACGAGCUUUUGAAGCCAUUUUCUGAACCUGGAGUGACAGGGAGGGGAGUUCCAAAUAGCAUCUCAAUUUGAGAAGUGAAUGCAUUUGUGAGAAGUAACAUUAAAA